Molecule: messenger RNA, 1587 nt
Organism: Microthlaspi erraticum
Lineage: Eukaryota; Viridiplantae; Streptophyta; Magnoliopsida; Brassicales; Brassicaceae
Source: the annotation of a GenBank genome assembly
AUGAAAUCGAUGCACCACCACAGAGCUCCACUAAUCUCUGCUUCUUCCUCCUCUUCCUCUUCCUCCCCAAGCCACUCUUUCAUCUCUAGACUUCUUCUUCUCCUGACUUUACUUCCAGUCUCCCUCGCCUGUCUCGCAUUUAUCCUCCAAUGGCGAGGCGGUGGGCUUGCCGAUCCCGCCUCUGCUUCCGUCGGUUCCUCCACGUCGGUUCCUGGCGGCUCCGAUCUCAACCAUGAGGUGUUUCCCGGCAUGGAGACUGUUUCAUCCGUCUCCCCAAAAGCUCACCAAUCAUCCUCCGACUGCUCAAAUCUAGCUCGAAGCUCUUCCCCUUCAUUUCCUUACUAUGGUGAUUGGAAGUUCGGUGUUGAUACUAGUUUAAAGCCUAAGAUAUGUAUAACGACUAGCACAUCAGCUGGAUUGGAGCAGAUUCUACCAUGGAUGUUCUACCACAAGGUUCUAGGCGUCUCCACAUUUUUCCUUUUCGUUGAAGGGAAAGCUGCUACGCCCACCAUUUCAAAAGUGUUGGAAUCUAUUCCCGGGGUUAAGGUAAUUUACAGGACGAAAGAGCUUGAAGAGAAGCAGGCAAAGAGCCGGAUUUGGAAUGAGACGUGGCUAUCUUCUUUCUUUUAUAAGCCCUGCAACUAUGAGUUAUUUGUCAAACAGUCUCUCAACAUGGAAAUGGCUAUUGUCAUGGCAAGGGAUGCGGGUAUGGAUUGGAUUCUUCAUCUUGACACAGAUGAGUUAAUUUACCCAGCAGGUGCUCGUGAGUACUCGUUGAGACGUUUGCUACUUGAUGUUCCUCCAAAUGUGGAUAUGGUUAUAUUUCCAAAUUACGAAAGCAGCGUAGAACGAGAUGAUAUCAAGGAUCCUUUUACUGAGGUGUCAAUGUUCAAGAAGAAUUACGAUCAUCUCCCCAAAGAUACAUAUUUUGGAAUGUACAAAGAAGCAACACGAGGUAAUCCAAAUUACUUUUUGACUUACGGUAACGGCAAAUCAGUUGCUCGGGUUCAAGAUCACCUCCGACCAAAUGGAGCACACAGAUGGCAUAAUUACAUGAAAACUCCCAAUGAAAUCAAAUUGGAGGAGGCUGCUGUCCUACAUUACACAUAUGCCAAAUUUUCGGACUUAACAUCCAGGCGUGAUCGAUGUGGCUGCAAGCCUACAAAAGAAGACGUGAAAAGAUGCUUUAUGUUGGAUUUUGAUAGAUCUGCAUUUAUAAUUGCGUCAACAGCAACAGAAGAAGAAAUGUUAAGCUGGUACCGUGAACACGUCGUGUGGGGCGACAAAGAGGUGAAGACGAAACUCCUUAGGAAGGGUAUUCUGACUCGCAUUUAUUCGCCAAUGGUUGUGAUUCAAGCAUUGAAAGAGUCUGGUGUUUUCAGCUCGGUUGUCUCAUCAGCUUCAACAAAUCUUUCAAAGAAACAAUUCUUAGCAUCAAUUCACAAAAACAACUCAUCUGAGACCAUUCCAUCAAAGGACAAUGAGUCUCAGGGCAUCUCGGCAAGGCACCUUCUUGGGACUGAGUCAGCCGUCCCUCCUUUAUCGCCACCUGGGAUGGAACACGCUAGAUUUGUCACAGAGGAUUAA